This is a messenger RNA of Trematomus bernacchii (emerald rockcod), 3888 nucleotides long. RefSeq names its product fragile X mental retardation, autosomal homolog 1 (gene fxr1). Gene Ontology annotation, cellular component: presynapse; axon; dendritic filopodium. Gene Ontology annotation, biological process: positive regulation of translation; central nervous system development; regulation of mRNA stability. Gene Ontology annotation, molecular function: translation regulator activity; protein homodimerization activity; mRNA 3'-UTR binding. Lineage: Eukaryota; Metazoa; Chordata; Actinopteri; Perciformes; Nototheniidae. The record is from RefSeq and is a predicted model, not a curated record.
CCAAAAUACAGCAGGAAGAUGUCAGUUGGAGCUCAGCUGUAGUUUUUUUUAUGUAUAGCCGUUAAGAAACAGAAUCGGGCUUUUUUGGCAUAUUUUCUAUCGAGGUGUAACAGUAAACAUAGCAGUCUACCAUGGAGUCACCUCUCCUGCCUCCACACGUCUCCCCUGGUGCCUCAAGGAGCACCUGUCGUCCCGACAUCCUUUGCGUGUCUAAUAUGGAAGAACUGGUGGUGGAGGUCCGUGGCUCCAACGGGGCUUAUUACAAGGGCGUUGUCAAAGAUAUCCACGAUGACUCUCUCACCAUUGCCUUUGAGAACAAUUGGCAGCCAGAGCGCCAGGUUCCCUUCCAUGAUGUCAGGAUGCCACCGCACGCUGACUGCAAGAAGGAGAUUGGAGAGGGCGAGGAGGUGGAGAUCCUCUCCAGAGCCAAUGAUCAAGAGCCUUGUGGUUGGUGGCUGGCUAAAGUCUGCAUGAUGAAGGGAGAUUUUUACGUGAUAGAGUAUGCAGCCUGCGACGCCACCUACAAUGAGAUCGUGACCUUUGAGCGUCUGCGUCCGAUCAACGCUAACAAGGCCAUCACCAAGAACUCUUUUAUCAAGUGCACUGUCCCCGUUCCUCAGGAUCUACAAGAAGCGUGCCAGAAUGAUGGCGCCCAUAAGGAGUUUAAGAAAGCUGUGGGAGCCUGUCGCAUCACAUACUGCCCUGAGACCAGCGAACUAGUGAUUGUGUCUACCAAUGAGGCGACAGUGAAGCGUGUGUCCUUGCUGAGCGACAUGCACCUGCGCAGCAUCCGGACCAAGCUGCUGCUGAUGUCACGCAACCACGAGGCCACAAAACACCUGGAGACCUCCAGGCAGCUGGUGUCGUCCUUCCAGGAGGAGUUCAUGGUCAGAACGGAUCUGAUGGGCCUGGCCAUCGGCAGCCACGGCAGCAACAUCCAGCAGGCGCGCAAAGUUCCAGGAGUCUCUGCCAUCGACCUGGAUGAGGAGACUGGAACUUUCAGGAUUUAUGGAGAGACAGCGGAGGCUGUGAAGAAAGCCAGGAACUACCUGGAGUUUCUGGAGGACUUUGUCGAGGUGCCCAGGGCCCUUGUUGGCAAAGUGAUCGGUAAGAACGGGAAGGUCAUCCAGGAGAUUGUGGACAAGUCGGGUGUGGUGAGGGUUAGGAUAGAAGGAGACAAGGACAACAAGCAGCCCCGACAGGAAACACAGGGAAUGGUCCCAUUCACAUUUGUCGGAACUAAGGAGAGUAUCGGCAACGUUCAGGUCUUGCUGGAGUACCACAUCUCUUAUCUCAAUGAGGUGGAAGAGCUCCGUCUGGAGAGGAUGCAGAUUGAUGAACAGUUGCGUCAGGUCACCCAGGGUCACCGCCCAGGUGACAGAGAGAGGGGAGAGAGGGGGGAAAGAGGAGGAGGAGGAGGAGGAGGAGGAGGAGGAGGGUACAAUACAGAUGGCAGUGCCAACGCCUCCUCUUUGCAUGGCAGUCGCUCUUACAACGGUCAAGGGCGCGGGCGCAGAGGCCACGGCUACAGCACCGGAUAUGGCACCAACUCUGAGCAGUCCAACGCCUCUGAGACAGACUCAGAGCGCAGGGAUGAGCUCAGCGACUGGUCCCUGGCUGCAGACGAUCAGGACAGGGAGAGGGAGAGAGGCUCCCGGCCACAGAGAGACAGCCGCAGGAGGCCCGGACCCGGCAGAGGCCGAGGAGGGCCUGGAGGUCGGGGGAGAGGAGGAAGAGGAGGAUACAGCAACAGCUCUGCCGGGCCUCGCGACCAUGACGAUAACAGUGCCUACAGAGUUGCGGAGGCAAACACUGAGACAGACCAGACUGCUGAUACGGAUGCAAGCGAGUCCAACUUGCCUGCAAACCGACGCAGGAGAUCCCGAAGGCGCAGAACAGACGAGGAAACCACUCUGAUGGACGGCAUGAGCGAGUCUGACAACACCUCAAUGAGCGAAAAUGGAAUAGAUGACUCAGAAGUUAAACCUCAGCGUCGUAACCGUAGUCGACGUCGCCGCGCCCGCCUGCCUGAGGAGAGGCAGCCAGUGUCAGUGGCUGACUACAUAUCCCGGGCUGAUUCUCAGAGCAGAGAGAUGACAACCACCAAGGACACCAAUAAAAACCAUGAUGUGGGUCAGGUGGAUGCCAUUGCUGAGGACAGCCCGCCGUCGGCCCCGGCAACUACCAACGGCUCUAACAACAAUGCCGGAGACGGUGAGCGCAACAAGACUCCCGCCAAAGUCUCCUACCAAGGGGACUGCAACCCACAACCUGUCGCUAACGGGCUCUCCUAGUCAGACCUGGGCGAAGGAAAUGGUUUCAAAUAUUUGAAAUUCUUUGGCUGCACUCAAUUGAAUCUCCCUGUCUCUGGAGCAGCUUUGUAAGGAAAGCAUUUAAACACAAGCACUGUUCUCUUUUUUACAAGUAUUUGAAACCUGUUCCGCAGUUUAAGAGGUCUGAACUCCCCUUUACACGUGUUCUGUCCAACUAUUCAUUUUAAUCGUUUUUUUUUUUUAUUACAAUAGUUCUUCCUGUAUAAGCUUGCCAAAGAUAGUCAAACACACACGGACAUCUACUUAACUGUACUUCUCAGUCCACUCUUCACUGAAUGCAGUAUUUAUAAAAUGGUAAAAAAAAAACAAUAUCAUAGCAGGAUUUUAGAACGUGUCUGCCUUUACCAGGUGGACUCGCAACCUUUUUUCAGGAUGUUUUGUGCAUCUGAAGUAGUAAAUAAAAUAUUCUGCAUGAGCAGCACCACCGUACAGAUAGGUUUGUUCGGAAACCCAAGUAUGUCUGACAUACAUGUGAUCAUCUGUUGUGCCUUGAGAGUAGAUUCAACAUGUUGUUGCCUGGCUCUGCACAACAUCUGAAAUCUUUUCACUUAUUUCCGUGUUACUCCAUCGCCUCCUUGAGCUCCAUGGGUCCUUCUGGCACUGUAGGCAGGUGGAGGCCAACACUGAAAGAGCGUGAAAGGAUUUCGCAGGCAUAUCUCUAUAAAAUCAGGUGUGUCUAUUCUUAAUGUUUGUGGAGAAAAUGAGUCCAGUUAUCCUUUAUAUAUAUAUAUAUAUAUAUAAAUAUAUCUGUUGAGGAGUUUGACAUUAGCUGCUUUCUGUUUUUCAAUAUGCAACCACUUUGGUCAUAUAAGAAUUGUUAUAACUGCGUGUCUGGAAAAGAAACAAACAAUUGAGGAGUUGUUUUCUUCGCACUGAAACAUAACCUUUUUUUCUCUUUAAAAAGUUGAUUGUAGUUGAGUCUGGAAACUGUCCUGUUAAGUGCUGGACAGAAAUGUAGCCAUCAGUGUUGGGUUUCCUGGAAACAUCGAAUUAACAUCAGGCACUUUGAAUUUAGAGCAAGAGGGUUAAUGAGUGCUGUUUUCUGCCAUACAUCCAGCUAAAUGAAGAGAAUCAAAGCUCAUUUAGAGCGUCUUAGGGGUUAUUAUACCCUUUGUAUGCCCCUUAUUGCAAAAGUCCUGUGUUGACAACCCUGGUGUGAUGUUUCUAGAAAACAAAGCCCAGGUAACGAUGAUGUCAUUUUCAUGGUUCUUCCACAGACUGGCUAGCUGGAAACUGGUCACGACUGUUCCACUAAGAAAGGAGAUUUAUUUGGUUUAUUUAUUUUAAAAUGUACAGUAUUUAAAAAAAAUAAAAAAGCAAAAAAAAGAGAAGCUCUCCUUUUUCUUGACACUAAAAUAUGCGUUACCUAGGGUUUUUCUGAGACAAAUGACAAUUUGGACUACUGAGAGUUGUGACAUCCCAAGUGUUUUUGUUGGGUCAACUACAGUACGUUUUGUUUUUUUAAAGGAUCAUUCUGGUUGGUUGAUGUGCAAUAUGUUUUGUAUGCAGGUAGUUCUUAAAUAAACUCGAUCUUCCAUGUAGAUCUAAAACUCAA